UAUGGAAGAGAUGAACUAAUGAAGUCAUGGCAAGAUGGCUCAGGGCUUUCAUCAGCCUCUAAGUACAACAAGAAGUUGAGCAAAACAGUAACUGAAAAGAAGUACAUGAGCAGGACUGGUGACACAUUUGGUGUAAAUGGUGCUUCAGAGUAUGGAGAAUAUGCAUCUGACCGAGAAAUCAAAAGGCGCUUGUCUAAAUUAAAUCGUAAAUCCUUUAGUUCAGGUAGUGAAACAUCUUCUGAACUCUCUGACAAUGGCAAGAGUGACAAUUAUAGCUCAGCUUCGGCUUCAGAAAGUGAAUCGGACAUCCGUUCAGAAGGUCGAUCACAGGACUUGCGCGUCGAAAGAUACUUCACAGCAGAUGAAUCCUUUGAUUCUGUGACCGAAGAGCGUGAAUGGGGUGCACGUAUGACCAAAGCUAGUCUUGUACCACCCGUUACUAGGAAAUAUGAAGUGAUUGAAAAGUAUGCAAUUGUCGCGGAUGAGGAAGAAGUGCAACGUAAGAUGCGGGUUUCUUUGCCAGAGGAUUAUGGUGAGAAGCUUAAUGCACAAAGAAAUGGCAUUGAAGAGUUAGAUAUGGAACUUCCUGAAGUUAAGGAGUAUAAACCAAGAAAGAGUCUUGGCGAUGAGGUUUUAGAGCAAGAGGUUUAUGGAAUCGAUCCUUAUACCCAUAACCUCUUACUUGAUUCAAUGCCCGGAGAUUUGGACUGGUCACUGCAGGAUAAA
Camelina sativa (false flax) is the source of this 726-nucleotide messenger RNA. Lineage: Eukaryota; Viridiplantae; Streptophyta; Magnoliopsida; Brassicales; Brassicaceae. The record is from RefSeq and is a predicted model, not a curated record.